This is a messenger RNA of Salpingoeca rosetta, 2371 nucleotides long. RefSeq lists its product as uncharacterized. The coding region runs from base 68 to 2314 and encodes 748 amino acids. The record is from RefSeq and is a predicted model, not a curated record. Gene Ontology annotation, molecular function: protein binding. The transcript has 2 exons. Lineage: Eukaryota; Choanoflagellata; Craspedida; Salpingoecidae.
CAACAACAACAACAACAACAACAACAAAACAACAACAACCACCACCCCCGCGCAAUUGCGGACCGCGAUGGCGACGCAGGAAGAGUUGCCUGGGAUUGACUCGCGUGGCGUGUCGGCUGCGUUCUUGAAGCGGUUCUUGAACGGGCUAAAAGCACAGCAAGGCGCCAGCAAGUUUGCAGAGCUGACAACGCGGGAUGCGCGCGACUUGGUUGUGUUGCCGCGAACCAAGGCGCGGCAGUGUGCGUACGUGGAACUCGUGGCUGACGAGUCUCCGAGCGACGUGGGGCCCGCCAACAUCUUCGUCUCGCAUGCUUGGCGAUACAAGAUUGCGGACGUGCUUGGUGCCCUCAUCCAAUACGCAGAGGAUCGCCCCGAUGAGCAGUUUUUCUUCUGGUUUGACCUCUUCUUCAACAACCAGAACAUCCUGGCCAACCUCCCUCAGGAGUGGUGGAGUACGACGUUCAAGGAUUCCAUUGCGGCGAUUGGGCACGUGGUGCUGGUGCUGACACCGUGGAGCGACCCGAUCCCACUGACGAGAGCCUGGUGCCUGUGGGAGAUUUUCUGCUCGCUGAGCCAGGAGGAUGUGCAGCUGACCAUCCUCCUGCCACACGAGGAGCGCAAGGCGCUGGUGGCCACCAUCCUUGAGGACAGCGACGCCGUCACCGACACAAUGGUGCGGGUGCAGGCAGAGAAGGCCGAGGCGUGGAGCGCCGCAGACAAGGAGAUGAUCUUCAAGGCAAUUGAGGACAACGUCGGCUUCCAAACCCUCAACGAGAAGGUGAAGGACCAGAUGCGCGCGUGGUGUCUGGAUACGCUCGUGCAGCACAUUGACGACGCAUAUGCGCAGCUGGAAUCGCGCCCGUGGAUUGGCGCAGCGACAUCGACAGCAGCCGAGCCGCCAGUCAUUCGGGGCCAGACAGCCAAGGAGGAGGCAGACACGUUUGCAGCGCUGUGCUUCCAAGCCGGCACGACACUGCAGAAAUUCGGGCGCGCUGAUGAUGCAAUUCGCCUGCUGACCAUGGCCUUCAAACUGGAGACUGCGACGGGCCACCCCAACGCAGCAGGCUCGCUGCACCAGCUGGCAAUGGUGUACGGCGACACGGGCGAGUACCAGACUGCGGUGAGCAUGUACACGUGCUCGCUCAAGAUGAAGGAGCAGCAGUUUGGCCCCGACUCUGAGCACCUGGCGUCCUCGCACAACAACCUGGGAGACCUGUACCGUCGGCUGGGCGACCACGACCAGGCCAUCAUGCACAACACGCGCGCGGUGGAGAUUAUGAAGGCGGCGCGUGGGGAGCAGCACGAAAGCUUGGCCCAGCCCUUGUUCAACCUCGGCAUCGUGCACCAGUUUGUUGGCAACUACACGCUGGCGCGCAAGAACUUUGAGGAGACGGUGGGCGUCAUGCUUGAGACGCGUGGCGAGCACCACCCCUUGACGGCCUUCUCCUACGACGGGCUCGGCUGCAGCCUGCGGCGACUGGGCGAAUACGAGGCUUCGCGCACCGCGCACGAGAAGGCCAUAUCCGUGCUGCUGGUAACGCUUGGCAGGGAGCACAAGCGCACGGCGGAGGCGUACACGAACCUUGGCAACGUGUGCCAGGCCAUGGGAGACAAGGAGGCGGCAAUGCAGCACAUGGCGACGGCGGUGGAGAUUAGCAGCUCGGUGCUUGGCCGGGACAACACCACCACGGGCGUGUGCGUUGUGAACCUCGCGGGCGCGCACGAGGCGCUUGGCGAGGCAGACAAGGCGGCAGAGUUGUACCGUGAGGCGCUGGCUGUCUUUGAGAAGCACCUCGGCCCGCGCCACGAACACACGGCCUCCGUGCACCGCAACCUCGGCGACCUGUACGCGCAGGCGCGGGAGAACGACAAGGCGCUGCAGCACUACAACACGGCGCUCGACAUUGCGCUGGGUUCGGUUGGGGAGGAACACCCAACCACGGCGCUGACGUUGUACAACAUGGGCUCGCUACAUGACGUCAUGGGCCAAAAGCGCCAGGCGGUUGGGAUGAUGGAGCGCGCGCUGGCGGGGAUGAUGGCAUCCGCUGGGCCCAAUCAUCCGCACACGCAGCACAUCCAAGCAAAGCUGGCCGAGGCACGUGAGGGGUUGGAGCAGCAGCAGGAGCAGCAGCAGGAGAGCGAAGGUGAAGGUGAAGGUAGUGGUGAUGGUGGAAGGGCAUGUGGGGAGGGGGACAAGGGGGAGGAGAGCGUUGGUGACGAUGGCGAUAAUGCUGAUGCAAACGCUGAUGAUGAUGAUGAUGGGAGCGUCGAGGAGGUUGCGCGAGCACUCGGCCAAUAUGCCCUCAUUCUUUGAGUGUGAGAUGCAUGCAUGUGUGAGAGAGAGAGGGAGAGAGAGAGUGUGUGUGUGUGU